Messenger RNA from Coregonus sp. 'balchen', 21425 nucleotides. The record is from the annotation of a GenBank genome assembly. NCBI's taxonomy places the organism in Eukaryota, Metazoa, Chordata, Actinopteri, Salmoniformes, Salmonidae.
AUGCCGGGGCGAACGAGGAACUGUGCUUUGUGGGUUGUGUCUGCCAUCCUUCUGACAGGAUACUUUGAAACAGGUAGGUACAGUAGAGGAUUUAAUGAUGAUUCUGUUUUCCUUCUGAUCACAUUUAUAAUGCACAACUGUCUCAUGUACUUUUACAGAUGCGUCCCAUGGGGUUGCUAUGGAUAGUGGCUUGGUAGACCCCUCUGGGAUUUCAAACCAGCUGGUGUCAGAUAAAGGUCUGGAGGCUUUGGCCCACAAGACAUACGAAGGAAAGGGUGCUAUUUCUAGAAAAAAGCGGAAUAUUCUUUUUCCCAGUGGAGUGAAGCUUUGUUCUCAAGAGACUGUAGACCAAGCGAUAGAAAACCACCUCAAGUACUUUCACCAGCGAGGUAAGCUUUUUCACGACUAUAUCUCAUGGGCACUGGGGAUUCAUUCUGACCUGGAGUCUAUUCACCUACAAGCUUUGUUGUUCAGCCAGAUUAAUUGAAUUCCUGUCAUGCAUACACUCUGAUACAAAAGGUUUUCAAAAGGGUUCUUCGGCUGUUCCCAUUGGAUAACCCUUUAUGGUUCCAGGUAAAACCCUUCUGGGUUCCAGGUAGAACACCUUUUGGGUUUCAUGUAGAACCCUCUGUGGAAAGGGUUUUACAUGGAACCCAAAAGGGUUCUACCUGGAACCAAAAGGAGUCUACCUGGAACCAAAAAGGGUUCUUCAAACGGUUCUCCUACGGGGACAGCCGAAGGGCCCUUUUAGGUUCUAGAUAGCACCUUUUUUUCUAAGAGUGUAUGUAACAGUAGGCUACUCCUUUUAUUAUAUGGCUGUCUGUGACUUGUUGCCGAUUUUAUAUGCAUUUAUUGUAGUAACACAACCAUCAUAUACCAUCAGAUGUGUGAUCAUCAAAGUGAAUACAACUUUCUGUGAUGAUCACAUAUUUGAUUGGGAAUGGACAGGUGGUGAAGAUAUAUAGGUUUUUGUCAGGUAAAUGUGUGCUCUUUGGUCACCUCCAACAUGAACCAUGCAGUAACUAGUACUUUUCCAGCCUCUUUAUUAAAGCCCUAUGGUCAUCUACGUGCAUGGCUUCCGCCGUUGAAAUACAGCCCUGUGUUACCAUUCUCUAUCAGUCAUUUGUUUGAAACAAUGGUUCAGAACCUUGUUGGAACUCAGGGGACAUUACUAGAAGUCAAUUGAUUGAUACGGGUAAGGGGCAGGUUUCAGGUGAAGCCAGGCAGGGAGCCUGGCACCCGACAGCCUUGCACCAGGGUGCCCAUCUGUCAGUUCAACCCGAACACGUGGUGCUCCACCUGGGGAAGCUUAGAGAGAAAGCCCCAGUCCUCGGUCUGAACCCUGCCUCGCUACCGAAAUAGUAGUCCUCUAGACAUUGAUCAGAUGAGCCAUGCUGCCAGGAAAAUAUGAGAUCCCUCAGGCCUGCUCCCGCUCGCUCCUCUACCAAGGGCUUUCUGGUUGUCCUCAGCCUCCAAACCUGAAAUGUAGCCUACAGAUGUGGCCGCAGAUUGAGAGAAAAAUACAGUUUUUUUGCCAGUUUGUUUUUGUUCCAAAGCAGGGGUACUGGUACAUCAUUGUGAAAAUUACGUGCAGUACCACAUGUCUAGAACUGAAUAGUAAUUUCAAUGUCAGCAGUGGUGGUGAAAUGGUGAUGCUGUCUGGAACGUGGGAGUAUAUGUGUGUAUGGAUCAAAAAAUGACCUCACAUUUCCAUGAUUGCCUUCAUUUUUCAUAGCUGUCCGUUGGAGAGAUUGUUCCUGUCAGGAUCGCUGGCUAAAUCUGAGCUAAAUGGCAAUGUUUGUUUUGGUUGCCAUGUCGUUGUACUACAGGGUACUGUUUAAAUCUAUAUUGAAUAUUCCUAUACAUAAAGCAGGUCUUCUUCUACAUCUGUCUGUGUCACAGAGUGCAGCCUCUGUGUCACAUGUAUCUGUGUGAAUCAAGGUUGGGGUCAAUUCCAUUUAAAUUCUGUCCAAUCAAGAAGUACACUACAAUUCCGUGUGUGAAAGCUAGUCUCUGACCCCAUCCUGUGUCUGUGUGCCAGUGUGUCAGGAGACAGUGUGGGAGGCGUUCAAGAUCUUCUGGGACCGUCUACCUGAGAGAGAUGAGUACCAGGCCUGGGUUAACUUAUGUCAGGAUGGAACUGUCAGCGUGAUGGAAAUUGGCAGGAACUUCAGCCGAUCAGAGGAACACGUCUCUCUUGUUAGGGCUGUGAGUGAGAAUUUUGUACAAUUUGAUAUGCAAAACAUUACGGAUAUUGAUAUGUGUGUGUGUGUGUACAAGUGUGUGUAGUUUAUUGGUAUGUGAUGGAGAAGCUUUAUUUAUCAAUGAAUUCUCUUUUUAUUUCAGAGAGUGGCGAUGACUGCUGCUCUGAAUAGGUGAGUUCCAAACAUUCUAAUGUCUCUGUGAGAUACUGGCACUUGCAUUCUGUCACAACGCGAAAGAAGUACGUGCCUGAGUCACGUUCAGCAGGGUGCAACGUUACAGAACGUUCAGAUCACUUAGAGCAGACAUGUUCAGAACGUUGCAUGCCGCUGAACGUCUCACACGUUACUCAACCCCAACCCCUCAUAAGAAACAUUGUAUUUACACCACUUCCAUGUUCUCCUAAUCCCCCUCCCAUCCACGCCAGCGAGCCCACAAGCUCAGGGUCCAAAGUGUGCAGGUAGGCCUGUUCACAACACUAAAGCCUGCUGUCUUCAUGCCCAGACAGCUCUAUAGAAACACUGCUAUGUUGUAUGCUAUCCAUACAACAGGGAUGUAGUCCCGUGUAGCUCAGUUGGUAGAGCAUGGCGCUUGCAACACCAGGGUUGUGGGUUCAAUUCCCAUGGGGGAAUGGUAUGAAAACAGUAUGAAAAUGUAUGUAAGUCGCUCUGGAUAAGAGCGUCUGCUAAAUGACGUAAAUGUACAAAUGUAAAUGUGAUGUCACAGCAGCAUCAGUGAACCACACAGCUCUGUAGAAGUGCUCUGCAGACAGCUCAACCUUUCCCCUCCUCGCUUCAACCAGCUUCAUACAAUGAUGACAUUGUUGUAUGAUCAUAGCCACUGCUGUAGACAGCUUGCUGUGCCUGUAAUGCAUGUAGACAGUAACAGCAAAGUAGCAUAGCAGGUCUGUUUUCCAAGGAGUGAGAGGAAGAAACAAUAGGCCAGCAACAUGUAAUACCUGGUAGUUACAUACAGGGGUACAGUGUAACAACAUGUAAUACCUGGUAGUUACAUACAGGGGUACAGUGUAACAACAUGUAAUACCUGGUAGUUACAUACAGGGGUACAGUGUAACAACAUGUAAUACCUGGUAGUUAUAUACAGGGGUACAGUGUAACAACAUGUAAUACCUGGUAGUUACAUACAGGGGUACAGUGUAACAACAUGUAAUACCUAGUAGUUACAUACAGGAGUACAGUGUAACAACAUGUAAUACCUGGUAGUUACAUACAGGGGUACAGUGUAACAACAUGCAAUACCUGGUAGUUACAUACAGGGGUACAGUGUAACAACAUGUAAUACCUGGUAGUUACAUACAGGGGUACAGUGUAACAACAUGCAAUACCUGGUAGUUACAUACAGGGGUACAGUGUAACAACAUGUAAUACCUGGUAGUUACAUACAGGGGUACAGUGUAACAACAUGUAAUACCUGGUAGUUACAUACAGGGGUACAGUGUAACAACAUGUAAUACCUGGUAGUUACAUACAGGGGUACAGUGUAACAACAUGUAAUACCUGGUAGUUACAUACAGGGGUACAGUGUAACAACAUGUAAUACCUGGUAGUUACAUACAGGGGUACAGUGUAACAACAUGUAAUACCUGGUAGUUACAUACAGGGGUACAGUGUAACAACAUGUAAUACCUGGUAGUUACAUACAGGGGUACAGUGUAACAACAUGUAAUACCUGGUAGUUACAUACAGGGGUACAGUGUAACAACAUGUAAUACCUGGUAGUUAUAUACAGGGGUACAGUGUAACAACAAUGUAUACCUGGUUUUGAUUUGCAAAAUUUCAAAGAUUUGCAAAUGACAUCACAACAGCAUGAAAGCCAUUUGAACAGGUAUACCAGUUUUAAGUACUAUGUAAUUAUUGUAAUGACGCUGUACAUACCUGCGUAACUGCCAUGUUAUUACACAGGUAUGAGGGGUACUUAUUGUAAUGUGGAAGUUACUGAUUGAUUCUCUCUCUUACACAGUCCAACAUGUUGAAGUUACUGAUUGAUUAUCUCUCUUACACAGUCCAACAUGUUGAAGUUACUGAUUGAUUCUCUCUCUCUUACACAGUCCAACACGUUGAAGUUACUGAUUGAUUCUCUCUCUUUUACACAGUCCAACAUGUUGAAGUUACUGAUUGAUUCUCUCUCUCUUACACAGUCCAACAUGUUGAAGUUACUGAUUGAUUCUCUCUCUUACACAGUCCAACAUGUUGAAGUUACUGAUUGAUUCUCUUUCUCUCUCUUACACAGUCCAACACGUUGAAGUUACUGAUUGAUUCUCUCUCUCUUACACAGUCCAACAUGUUGAAGUUACUGAUUGAUUCUCUCUCUCUUACACAGUCCAACAGCAGCAACUCCACCAGAGGAAGGAUCGGCCACCACCCAAAAAGGUUUACCUCUUAACCUCAAUUCAGUGUCUGGGCAAUAUUCAUUAUUCAGUCUUUUAUGCCAUCUGUUGAUCAGUGAUAAUAUAGCUAGACUAUUAGACUACUGCCUGUAGUGUAGUACUGUCUUGGGGUCAUUGUGGGUGCUGCAUAGGGCUACCGUAGCCUGAUCAAGACACACGUUGCUCCCAGAAUAGGCCUGUAAUCCUUCUUAAUGACACCCCACAUUGUCAAUGGAGAGUGGAUAGACGGACCGUUAGACUUUCCUAAGAGAUUGUCUGAACUGCUUGUCUGAACACACUACUUUUCAAUUUCAGUGCCAGACAUGUUCCGCAAGCAAUUCAUUGAUGUCAUGUAGAAUGUUUUCUUAUAUAAUUGUAUUCUGUAUCACGUAUAAUACGCCUCUUUUUAUUCAUACUUUUACAGUAUUUGUUUCUGGGUCCCUUCUUGUCUUCUUCUGUAGAUGAUGAAGUCAUUGUCGUACAGCCAGACACCUUCCCAACCUUGCGAGGAGACGUUGACGUCAUUCCUGUCACUACUGCAGAGCCAGCUGAGGAGGUCACAGAGAUGGUCCCACCAGGGACUACUGACGAUGUGACUGAAGAUGCUGCCAUCGACGUCACCUCAGAGACUGACGAGACGAUACAUGAGAUCGGAGAGGACGCCACUACCGAAGCUGCCUUCGACGUCAUCUCCGAAACAGCAGUUGAAGUCAUCGCUGAGACCAGUGAUGAUGAGGCUGUCCAGGAGGUUAAUAUGGCUGCUGUUGAGGAAACAUCCGAUGCUACCUCAGAUGACACUGUGGAGAUCACAUCUGAACCUAUUGUCACCGUCAUCCACGAGCUCAUUGAUGAGGUCAUUGAGAAAAUGGAUGAGGAAGUAAUCUCAGAUACACCACACAAUACUGUGGAGGAGGCAGAAGAGGCCGCAGCAGAGGUCCCACCAGAGGCUGCCAUUGAGAUCCCUAUAGAGGUCCCAUCAGAGGCUGCCAUUGAGAUCCCUGCAGAGGUCCCUUCAGAAGCUGUUAUCGAGAUCCCUGUUGAGGUCCCAUCAGAGGCUGCCAUCGAGAUCCCUGUUAAGGCCACAGACAAGGAUAUCCCAGAACCUGAAAUUAAAUUUAUUCCAGAAACUUAUUUGGAGGACAUUUCUGAAACCACUUCUGAAGCGCCUUCAGAGGCUGCCACAGAUAUCACGUCAGAUACCAUAGACAAGGAGAUCACGGAAGCUGCUACAGAGGUCACUUCAGGCACCAUAGAUGAGGAGAUUGCAGUGGCUGCCGUAGAAGAAGACGUCACUUUGGAGACCACUUCAGACAUUGCUACCGAGGCAACAUCAGAAGAUACUACAGAUGAGGAUAUUCCAAUAGAAUUAACUCCAGAAAUUUAUCCAGAGGACACUUCAGAGCCUGAAGCUGCCAUGGAGAUCCCUUCAGAGGAUUCAGAUGGAGACGUUCAGGAGCUCCCUGUCAAGGUCACCUCAGAGACUACAGUGGAUGUUGCCCCAGAAGACACUGAAGAGGAGACCCCUGAGAUUUUAGAGGACGCUAUCUCAGAUGCCACAACGCAUUUGAUACUCGAGGCUACCGAGGAGAUCACUCCAGAGACUGUACUAGAGGAUACUUUGGCCACUACUACUAAUGAAGUGGUAAUAGAGGUUGGUCCAGAGGAAGAAGUCACUCCAGAAACUUCAGUAAAGGCCAUUCCAGAGGAUGUAACAGAGAUCACUGAAGAAGCAACAUUAAAGGCUGAAGUCACUCCUGAGGCUGAAGUAGAGAUGGAGGAAGUUACGGUGGAGGUCACCUCAGAAGCCACUUUGGAUGUCACUCCUGAGGUUGAAGUAGAGGUAACUCCAGAAUAUGUAGUGGAGGAACCUCCAGAGGCUGAGGAGAUUACAGAGGAAACUGCAGUAGAGGACAAUCCUGAGGUGGAGGUAGAGGUAACUCCAGAGUCUCCUGAAGAGGUUCCUGAGGAAGCAGAAGAGGUCCCUUUGGAGACUGCAGUGGAAGACACUCCAGAGGCUGUAGAAGAAAUCACCCCAGUGACUGUAGAGAUAACUCCUGAAGCUGCUGUAGAAGACACAACAGAAACUGUAGAAGAAAUAGUUUCAGAGAAUCCAGAAAAGAUAACACCAGAACCUUCAGAGGAGGAUAUUCCAGAACCUUCAGAGGAUGAAAUUCCAGAACCUUCAGAGGAGGAAACUCCAGAGGUUUCAGAAGGGGUCCCGUCUGAGGCAGUAGAAGAGAUCAUUUCAGAAGCUACAGAAGAGGCUUCCGAAGAAAUCAUUCCAGAAGCUACAGAAGAGGCUUCCAAAGAGAUCAUUCCAGAAGCUACAGAAGAGGCUUCCGAAGAAAUCAUUCCAGAAGCUACAGAAGAGGCUUCCAAAGAAAUCAUUCCAGAAGCUACAGAAGAGGCUUCCGAAGAGAUAAUUCCAGAAGCUACAGAAGAGGCUUCCAAAGAGAUCAUUCCAGAAGCUACAGAAGAGGCUUCCGAAGAGCUCAUUCUAGAGCCUUCAGAAGCUGCAGCGGAGAUUACUACAGAGGCUGCAGCUGAGUCCACUCCAGAGGCUAAACAGGAGGCUGCUGUGGCAAUUACUCAUGAAGUCACCACUGAAAUGGGAGUUUUGAUGGACACAGAGGAAAACAAUAAUGGCUAUCGUUAUAGGGUCACAGAAGAACCAGAAGAAACAAAUGAUGACUUCCUAGGGAUUCAAGAUAUCAUACAAGAGGUGGAAAACGCGGUAAGCAAUGAUGAGGUUAUUAUUAUUGCAAUCAAUGAAAUACAGAAUCAAUAAUCGAAUUAUUACAUCAUAAAGGAUAGAAGCCUUCUUAAACACACAAUAAGAGAGGCGCAUCAGCUAUAGACUACAGGCACUGGCUACUGAAAUGAAUGAGAGUGAAGUGAUAUAGUAAUGAUGUGAGCUGUUUGUCAUCUGUUUGUGUGUCCUGUGUUCAGCUGGGCAAUGAGAUCGAGGACAUCAUGAUGAGGCCUUCCAGACCCAUGAAGGAGCAGGUGGUGGAACUCAGCAUCCAGCUGAAGGGAGAGAACUACAACGACGCCCUGAGAGACCCUUCUAGCUUCUACUACCAACGCGUGGCCAAACAUUUUACCCAUAAGGUACAGUACAGUUGGUAUACUGCUGUCCCCAUGCAGGCUCUUGGUAAAAGCAACUGUUUGGUCAACAGGCCUCAUCCUUUUUGACACCCGCUUUUGCUUUUGUUUCCUUACUUUUGACAGUGUACAAAACAUUAAUGAGUUGCACUGCCUUUCGCCCUCAGAACAGCCUCAAUUCGUCGGGACAUGGACUCUACAAGGUGUCGAAAGCGUUCCCCAGGGAUGCUGGCACCAUGUUGACUCCAAUACUUUCCGCAGUUGUGUCAAGUUGGCUGGAUGUCCUUUGGGUGGUGGACCAUUCUUGAUACACACGGGAAACUGUUACGUUGCAGUUCUUGACACGCUCAAACCGGUGUGCCUGGCACCUACUACCAUAUCUCGUUCAAAGGCACUUAAAUCUUUUGUCUUGCCCAGUCACCCUCUGAAUGGCACACAUACACAAUCCAUGUCUCAAAUGUCUCCAGGCUUAAAAAUCCUUCUUUAACCUGUCUUCUCCCCUUCAUCUACACGGAUUGAAGUGGAUUUAACAGGUGAUGUCAAUAAGGGAUCCAUCUAUGUCAUGGAAAGAGCAGAUGUUCCUAAUGUUUUGUACACUCAGUGUAUAGUACAUUACAUUAUUAACUCUUGUGUGUGCAGAGUACAAACAGAAAGUUUGGAAGAGGUUGAAAGAUAUAUUGUUUUUUUUCUACUGUAUCUAUUUACUGUAAGUAAUCAGCUUUGAAAUGUUGUGCUGUUUGUCUGGGCUUGCCGGCUAUAUACUGUAUCCACUACAGAGCGAACAGGAAGAAAGCUGCCUGGAAAACUCAGAGGUACACCAGUCAGUGUGACAGCUCUUGAAAUAUGUCCUCUGCUGAGAACCCAAAGUGCUGGACGGUGUAUUCCCAUCGUUGGAAGUUGCCACCUCACAUUUUGGGAUUUCCUUCGGCAGAGACAGAGUUUAUGUCAGAGCAGAGGCCAUUAGUUAGAGACAUGGGCUAUGUCCCAAAUGGCACCCUAUUCCCUAUAUAGUGCAGUGCUUUUGACCAGGGCCUGAUCAGAGCCCCAUGGGCCCGCGUCAAAGGUAGUGCACUAAAUAGGGAAUAGGGUUCCAUUUGGGACGCAGACAUGCAGAGAGGAUCAAUAAGUCAUCCUAAUAGAAACAACAGGACAGAGCCUUACUGCUCCUGGCCAAGAGGAGAAAGAAGGGAGGUGGCACAGAGUCAGAUUGGCACCAUGGCUCUCUCCAGAGAUCCUAGAGGAUAGCCUUAGCACACAGACAGGCGGCACAUGGACUUGGACAGGGGACUGACUUGAUUUCUGUCGAUUGAUCAUACUAUGUGGUCCUGGACUGAGAAUGAUAUUGCUAACAAGUGGCGUAUGGCUCUGGGCCAGCACAGAGUAAAGGAUUGACAGUAUUGGGGUAUACCUAGUCAUGUCUGGAAAACAGAGUGGAUAUUUUUCAAACUCCAACUUGACAUUGUAAUUCGCUAAGUUUCAUUUUCAUCAUUCUCAUCUAGAUUGAAGAUGCACUUGAAAGGUUACCAGGAUUCAAGAAGGUCUUUGUAGUUGAAUUCAGGUAAGCUUCAUUAACAGCUAUAAAUCCAUUGAUCUACUACCUAUAAAUCAUACUAUUUCAUUUAACAGGCAAGAUGCUAUUUCAAUAUCAAGUUCUAAUAUUUAUUUGUCUUUUCCAAAUGUGUCCAGGCCUCAGAAGGACCUCCAAAGGUAAGCAUAUUUUCCUUCUUCUGACACAAGUAACUGUCUCACCAGGUUUCCAUCCAAUUGGCGACAGAUGUUCAUGCGGAUAUUCUAAAAUCUGCAUAAAAACCACAUGCUAUUUUUUAUCUUUUCCAUCAAAUUGACUUGUUGUGGAUAAAACGAUGUGCUUGAUGAUGUAGUGCACAUUAAAAUAACUUUUGCGGUUAAAUUCCCAUCUACCGAAUAAAAAAUAAAUGGGUUUCCGUCACAUUUUCAACUCUACUGAUGGUUUUGUCACAGCAAAUGUUACGUUACAUAGCGAAUGUGCCCACUAUGGUUUUGGCAUGUGCGCUCUAGCCAACAGUUAGCAUACAGUAUACAGUCAGCUAGCAUACAGUAGUAUACAGUAGGCUACUUUAUUGAUGAGAUUAUUAUGGAUAAGAGCAAUACUUUUCCAAGUUGUAGUAGGAGGACCACACAAGUAAUCAUCGCGUUUACACCGCCAUUUCUCGCAUAAUACAUUUUAACGACACAAAAAGAUCCCACCUUGUCUAGCGUAUUUUGUUUCGUCAACAUUUGGAACGUUUACCGACAAAUUUGCCUUUCCCAUUAGACCGUCGUGACAUUUUUUAUCCAACAUGUACUUUACUCGCAUAAAAAGGUUGGAUGGAAACCUGGUUACUGUUAUUGCGUUCACAUGUCUGGAUUUAUGACUCAUAAAUCCAUGACAACGACCACUGAUACGCACAUUACAGUUCAUGACGUCCUGGAGAGUGAUGUAAUAACAGGCUAAAUACCUGUGUGAAAGUGCACUGGAGCAUGAUAAAUCCAUCUCAUUGCGAUGCUAUCACUCCCAGUUCAACCAUUAUGACUGCACAGUUGAGCUAACCCAAAUCCCACAGAGUCCAUCUCACAUGUACAUCUACUAAUGGGAUAUACAUGUGCAUCUGUGUCUGGCUGAGCCAAAGAACCAAGCCUUUACUGUACCUACUGUAUGGUUUGAUGUUCUCUGCUUGCUUGGCACAGUCUUCAGAUCAGUUGUUCCACACUAUGUUUACGAGAAUUACAAGCAUACUUCCAAUGCCUGUCAAUCAUUAUAGCUCAGUGCAUCGGCACCACUGCAGACACGAAAAGCACAAAAAUCAAAGCUAAAAUGUUUGAUUCCUUUUGGCCACAUGUCACAUUUGAACUUCUAUGUGUUUUUUAUUAGUUGGCAUCAUGCCAUUUUUACCUGCCUGUCUUUAUAUUGCACAAGUGCUCUGCAAUGGACUUUGCUCCAAUUGACCGUUAAUGGCCUUACGAUGGUCAAUCGCCCCCUAAGUGGGGUAAGCCCCAUCGCUCACCGCGCUGGCCACCUGCCGGUCAUGAUGAUGAGAUUAAAGGCAGAGCUUUAUGACAAGAUCAAUUUUCUCUCUUGACUGUCAACCAGCGGAGGCUCCAGGCCAGAUUCCCUCGCAGGUUUAGCCCCGCACUGGUUUCCCCUUACAAACUGGCCUUGUGGAAAACUGCAUGUUGCGAGCACAGUGAGGCCUUUAAAACACCUUCGGCUCUCCACAGUUUGUUCUGCAGGUCAUAUAAAGCCCUGUUAGCAUGCAGCCUUUAAACAGUAGCUGCCAGGGAAUUAGAGCUGAGGGAGAAUUGGGCUGUCAGGGGGGAGAAAGUGAAGAUGGUCAUAAACUGACCAGGUUCUCCCACACUAGGCAGGCAGUGGAAAUAUUAUGCCUCAGAACGCAGUAUCUAGAUCAGGAUAUAGCUUCUCCAAGCUAGGACCUCUUUAAGCUAGGACCUCUUUAAGCUAGGACCUUUUUGAGCUAGGACCUCUUCAAGCAAAGGACCUCUUUAAAGGUCCAAUGUAGCCGUUUCUAUCUCAAUAUCAAAUCAUUUCUGGGUAACAAUUAAGUACCUUACUGUGAUUGUUUUAAAUUAAAAUAGAAAAAAAAAGAAACAAAAAUAGCUUCUUAGCAAAUAACAAUUUCUCAAGCGUGAAUUUCGCUAGGGCUGUUUGGGAGUGGUCUGAGUUGGGAGGGGAAAACUGAAAACUAGCUGUUAUUGGCAGAGAGGUUUGGAACUCUCUUUCUUAUUGUUCUAUUAACUAAUUUAUCGCAUGGUGAUGUAACCAUGGACAGGCAUAAGCUCCAUACCACCAAAUCAGGCAGUCUUUUCAAACAGCUCUUAUACUAAAAGGGCAUUAUCAUAAUUUCACAGUAUUAUUCCAACCUCAUUGUGUGGAAAUAUCUAUAAAACACAGGAAAAUCACGUUUUUGACUGCACUGGGCCUUUAAUCUAGGACCUUUUUAAUAAUUAAGCUAGGACCUCUCCAAGCUAGGAACUCUUUAAGCUAGGACAUCUUUAAGAUAGGACCUCUUUAAGCUAGGAGCGCUUUAACCAACCCUGGUGAGUAAACUCACUAACUUUCCUUAAUUUCUAUGACUUGUUUUAAGUUUUUCAGCUCUUAUAAUGUUUUGUUAUGUCUAACAUAACAUGAUGUCUUACUGUGUGGCAUCUAUUCAACAGACUAGGAUUAAAUUGUGAUCGCUGUGAGAGCAUUUUAAAAUAGUGUUACAAUGUAUUAUGACUGCAUUAUAAUGCAUUAUACCUGUGGGCUCUAAGUAAAGUGUAACAAUCAUUUCUACUUGAGACAUUUGAGCCAUGCCCAGCAAACAUAUCCAAGAUGAGAGCACCCCUCUCUGUUCCUCAAUGUGUCUCAAUGUCUCUCUCUGUUCCUCAAUGUCUCUCUGUUCCUCAAUGUCUCUCUCUGUUCCUCAAUGUAUCUCUCUGUUCCUCAAUGUGUCUCUCUCUGUUCCUCAAUGUCUCUCUCUGUUCCUCAAUGUGUCUCUCUGUUCCUCAAUGUGUCUCUCUGUUCCUCAAUGUCUCUCUCUCUGUUCCUCAAUGUGUCUCUCUCUGUUCCUCAAUGUGUCUCUCUCUGUUCCUCAAUGUCUCUCUCUGUUCCUCAAUGUGUCUCUCUGUUCCUCAAUGUCUCUCUCUGUUCCUCAAUGUGUCUCUCUGUUCCUCAAUGUGUCUCUCUGUUCCUCAAUGUGUCUCUCUGUUCCUCAAUGUCUCUCUCUGUUCCUCAAUGUAUCUCUCUGUUCCUCAAUGUGUCUCUCUGUUCCUCAAUGUGUCUCUCUGUUCCUCAAUGUGUCUCUCUCUGUUCCUCAAUGUCUCUCUCUGUUCCUCAAUGUGUCUCUCUGUUCCUCAGUGUGUCUCUCUCUGUUCCUCAAUGUGUCUCUCUGUUCCUCAAUGUGUCUCUCUCUGUUCCUCAAUGUGUCUCUCUCUGUUCCUCAAUGUGUCUCUCUGUUCCUCAAUUUCUCUCUCUGUUCCUCAAUGUGUCUCUCUCUGUUCCUCAAUGUGUCUCUCUGUUCCUCAAUGUGUCUCUCUGAUCCUCAAUGUCUCCCUCUCCAUCAACUCAAUAUUUCUCUCUAUCAAGUCAAUAUUUCUCUCUUUAUCAACUGAAUGUCCUUCCUCUAGGGGUAUGUUGGCCGUGGUAGUCCACUACGCUGUGACUCUGGAGGUGGACGGGGCAGGUAUCAGUAACGAGACCAUGAACUACAUCAACCUCCAGUCCAAUAUGGUGGAGAAGUCUUACCGUGACGGUGUUGAACGCCCCACCGUGGUUUACACCAUCACAGACUUCAGAAACUACAUCACUGAAGCCCUGCACAAGGAGAACUUCAUGAGCAACACCACUCUGGACGUAUACCCUGACUCACGGCAGCUAGAGCCCGGUAGGCCAACAGACCGGCUAAACUGUAGAUCUAGUACAAUUAAGUGUGUUAGUCCUGUAACUAAAUCUUGUGCAGAGUGGAGCGCUCCAGGAACAGGGUUGGUGACCACUGCUAAAUAAGGCUUUAGUGCUGUGAUUUGUGUGAAAAGGUAAAAGGAUUCUCCAGUUGAUUUGUGUAUGACUGUUUUAUUUUCCAGUUGAUAACUUGUUUCUGGGAGGGAGACCCACCACCAAACCGGAAGAGUCCAAUGACAUGAUGGUGAGUGAGUGUCAGUUCACUGCUACACAUUCUCUUGAGGAACGUAUUGCAUACGUUUAACAGUAUAGUCAACUGAAUAUGUAGUUGAUGACAUUGCAAGUUCACUGUGUGUUGGUUUGUAGGCUACGCUAAAAUGAAUGCAAUGAAAGUCAUUAGUUGCUAAAGUCGCUUUGAAAAAUUGAAGUCAUACCCAGCUGCCUCAGUUCAGUAAAUGUCUGUAAAAAUAGUCAAGUCCAUUUUCCACAAAACUAUUCUCAAGACGCAAGUUAGCAUGCCAUAUUAAGCAAAUAGUUGUGUUCAAGAAAUAUAGAUAGAAAUCUGGUGGAAAUAUGACAAUUUAUUAUGCCGAAUGAUCCGCUUUUCUCACAGACUGCACUGUAAUUACAAAGACACAUUUGACUGGAAACAAACUUAAUAAUCUCAGAAUCUACUCGCUCUGUUUUUUCCCCUCACACUUUGACAACACUGGCACUUUUUUCUCAUCCCUUAUUAAUCUUAUUUACAAUCUUGUUUUGGCUGAAUGCCGUUGUCCAAUUCGUCUUUAGGACCAUGUGUUCUCUCUCAUUCUCUCAGGUAAUGGCAAGCUUCCUAGGGUCUAACACAGGCACAUGGCAGUUACUGGUAGUUAAAGAAAAGCACAUCUGAAGUCCAUUCGUUAUUAAAUGGGUCCACUUUGACCGAACAGAACUUUAUUGUUAUCCUUAGGGCAUAACAGAACGUUUUGUUUAUCCUAUGGUGAAAGACAAUGAAGCGCUGCUCAUUUGGAUGACCUGCUCUACUGAUGUGAACACAACCCAGUUUGACAGUCACAGCCCAUUUUCAUUGUGGAAGAUGAAGUGUGUGUGUGUGUUGCUCUGUCUCUUGUGCAGGAGAUACUAAUAUAGAACGUAUGGUGAGGUUAAAAGGCCUGUGCUGUUGCAUUCAUUCAUAUAGGUCAUAUAUUGCUAGCGAUGUAUAUGUGAAUUUCACUCAGAUUAAGUUUGUUAUGAAGUAUUUUGUGUUUCUGAAUAUUUACUUUGUGAAGCACACAUAUCUAGGGCUACAUCUGUAUCUGCUACAACUCAACCUUGUGAGAGAGAAAAACACAACUAAUCUGCAGCUGCAGCUGGGGAGGCACAGAGGGUCGGCUUUUGUGUCCAAAUGUAUUUUCUGCGUGCCAGUGCAAUUUCUUUCCACUGAAGUUAGUCCGGAUAGAAGAAGGAUGAAUUUCCACUGUAAUUCAUUGAAGAUGUUGAGGAUCAUUGUUUUCCACUUUGACUUCUAUAAGGACUGUUUAAUGAAUGCGUGAUCAUGUCUGUCAUCCUAUGCAUGUGCUUUUUGAUCUGUGCAUGGGAAAAUGUAGGUAUUUCUGCGUUUAUGUAGGCAUGGGUGGUGUAGGUCUAUGUAUGUCUAUUUAGGUCUAUGUAGGUCUAUGUAGGUCUAUGUAGGUCUAUGUAGGUCUAUGUAGGUCUAUGUAGGUCUAUGUAGGUCUAUGUAGGUCUAUGUAAGUCUAUGUAGGUCUAUGUAAGUCUAUGUAGGUCUAUGUAGGUGGGUGUGUGCAUCCUUGGGGCAUGGCCAGCCCAGGUGUGUUUUCCUGUCAAUUCCCGUAUAGAUAGAGGAUUUAGGAUUAUUUUCCCUCUAGCCUUCCUAAUCCACGUAUAUUCUUGGCAUUUUCUCUGUCUGCCGUGUCUGCCAGAAUCCCGUUUGGGCUAAAGCUAGACAACAAUACACGUGGACGUUCAUUUAUGUGUGAGUGACUAGAAUUCUACGUACGUUUCUCUUACGUUAGUAGAAUGUAAGAAUAAUUUCAUUGCACUUUUAUCAGCCUUUGUCCUUUCUUCCUGGUGUGUCAGGACAAUGUUUUGGCUGCAGAGAAACCACCAGAUGCUCCUGGCCAAGACUUGGAUGUCAGCGACAUCUUCCUGAAGAAGGAUGAUUUUCUGUUUCCUGUGGACUCGUUGAAGGGCUCCGGGAGCAUGGUGGCCAGUGAAAAUGAUGUGUUCAUUCUGGAUGAAACCACCUUGCCACCCAGCACUCUCCCUGCAGAGAGUGAGCAGUCCUGUUUCUACCUCCUAAACCACGACACGACAUUCACAUCACCUUGUAUACUGUCAAGCAUACAGUAACACACAACCCAAAUAGAGUUUUGAAACCAUUUAUCCAUUGUUUAUCUCAUGGAUUCUCCUAUAUUCUGUGUUUUCACUCUGUUUCCCUUCCCUGAAGAGAGGGGGAUUCCAGGUUCAGUAAUAAACCAUGUGUUUUUCCUGUUUUUCUAGAUAAUGGAAAUAUUGAAGAAGAGGGAUUUAUUCUCAGCAACACUCAGCAAAGCUCUGAUACUUCCAAUGGGGAUGGUGUGGGUGGUGCUGGAGGCUCCUUUAUCUCCUCCCCUUCACAACCGCAGACCACAGAGGCCCCGGUCCCGGCACCUCCCAGAGUAGAUCCAGAUUUGGAUGCUGGCUCUGGCUCUGGCUUCUCGGGGGAUGACCAAGGGGCUGACGUCUUCCCAUGGUUGCCUGUGACAACUGAGGAGACGGACUACGUGGAGGAGGAAGGGGAGGAGGAGGGUGAUUCUGUGGUGGGGGAGGUGCAUUUACCAGAUCCAGAAGUGGAACCGAAGGAGGAAGAGAAGAAGGAGGAGGAGAAGAAGGAGGAGGAGAAGGGGGAGGAGAUCACCGAAUCUGUCCUGACUGAAUCUCCAGAGGAUAUGAGUCCUUUUGAAUCCCAUCCAGAAUCUGCCCCAGCUGAGGAAGAGCCACAAGGGCCUUUCUUGGACAGACUGCCUGUGACCCAGGACAUUAGUACUCGACCUGACUACACGACCACCGCUGAAGCCCCUGUGUUCUGGACCGCAGAGACCCUGACCGUGGAGCUCUCCAUACAGACACUGGAGGCAUCUGGGAUGUAUGACGAUUAUUACCCAAGUGAACCGUUCACCAUCAUAGCACCAGUCACUGAUGAUCCCUAUCGUCAGUAUUACACCACUGACGCCCGCGUGUUGGAAGGGCCAGCAGCUGAGACCCAUGGUUCUGUUGAAGUGCUGUCAGAGCCAACCAGUCCAAUAGAGGUUGAACUCCCCACAGUCGCAGAGUCACCUACCUUCAUAGACGUGGAGCUGUUCACAGUCAAAGAGUCCAUCUUCGAUAUGAUCACCGCCGAACCACCAGAGAUCGAAGCCUUCACCGACAGACCUUUACUCUUGGUGCCCGAUCCUCAGGAUGAAGGUGGAGAGGUGGAGAUCUUGGAGGAACAGGGGGCGAAGGUCGCAGAGCCCUUGGCCAGACUACUCCCAGCCCUUGACAUCUCAGAGGAGGACCUAGCUGAGGAUGAAAUCCUUGUUGUGGCUGUAGCUACAGCAGCCCCGGAGGUCAUAGAGUCUCAUAGCAUCUUAUCCCCUGAGAAGGAAUCUCCCUUCACUCGUAUAGCCGACUCUGUACCAGAAGAGGAGGAAGCCACACACCAUCCAGCCACCACAGAAAUAGCACCACAUGAUGACAUUGAAGUUGACCAUGAAACAUUUGAAAUCUCUGAGACACCUGAAAUCGCCCCAACGAUCCUACCUCCAUUCUUCCAGCCCACAUUCAGACCCACAGAAAACCUGCUUGAGGCAGCAGAAGAAGAGUCAGAUUUUAGCAUUGAAGAUGUUAGCAUUGAAGAUGGAGAUGUUAGCAUUGAAGAUGGUGAUGUUAGCAUUGAAGAAGGAUAUUUUAGCAUUGACGAUGGAGAUGUUAGCAUUGAAGAUGGAGAUGUUAGCAUGGCGCUAGCACCCACUUCCCCAGAUCACGACACAUAUGACCUAGAAGUCGGCACUUCAAUCCACGCGGUUGAAGACUACGGACCAGACUCCCCCACGCCGGAAACUGACCUCACCUUCAACGUGUACGACGGGUCGAGUCACAUGGACGGGGACAGCAGCGGGUACUCCAGCAUCGCCCAUGGGUCAGACGUGGGCAGCAUCGCCAUGGCGACCAGCCCUGGCAAGGAUCUGAUGGUGUUCUUCAGCCUAAGGGUGACCAACAUGAUGUUCUCUGAGGACCUCUUCAACAAGAGUUCCACAGAGUACAAAGCCCUGGAGCAGAGGUUCCUCGAACUGGUAUAGGAUAAAUGGGGUUAUCUGUGAUAACAUUGGGGUAUGGGGGCCAUAAUUGUAAUAUUGCAAGUUCAGUAUGCAUAGAGUAGGCCUACUCAAGUCCAUUUUACAAUUUUCAUAGCUGUGAAUAUUGUAAUAUGUUACACAUAAUGGAUUCUGUAGUAGGCUUCAAAGAACUUUACAUUUAACUGUUUCCAUUGUUAUUGGAUUUGUCACAAGUCAUACAGUACCUAUGGGAGACAGUAUAUAUUGGUGUUUUGGGAAGCAUAAAGUAACAAUGUCUCUUUCUCGUCUGUAGCUCGUCCCUUACCUGCAGUCCAACCUCAGCAACUUCCAGAACCUGGAGAUCCUGAAUUUCCGUAAUGGCAGCAUCGUGGUGAACAGCAGGGUGAAGUUUGGGAAGCCCGUCCCUCGGGGCGUCACCAACACUGUCUACCUUAUCCUAGAGGACUUUGCUAACUCAGCCUUCCAAACCAUGAACCUCGCCAUAGACAAAUACUCACUGGAUGUGGAAUCAGGUAAACCUCAGCUGCAAACAGAUACUUGAGUCUUGAGUGAUGUUACUCUGCAGUGAAAUGUAUGAAAUCAUGUCAACAAGUACUCAUUGUUGUGAAGCAUUUAUUGACAUUAAUGCCCAUUUGGUGGAGGAUCUUCUAUAGCUGAGGUUUCACAAUUGGAUCUUGAAAGAUGUGUAAGUCGACAACAGAAACAAUGGCACGCUUGGUGUCAACUUAGCCCCUUGCCAAACUGACCUAACCCAAAGUUCUCACAUUAACACAUCAGCAGGAGAUUGCUGUAUUUUCCCAACACGUUGUAACUCAAAGAGCCCACGAAAAUAACAUAAUGAUCUCAAUGUGUCAAUGACUUUGAUACUGUAGCCCCGGGGACGGUUAUCUCAUGUGGUUGACACUUCUGUUUGGGCUAGGGUUGCAAAAUUCUGGGAACUUUCAAUCCAUUUCCUGGUUUUACCGACAUCCCGGUUGGAGGUUUCCUGGAAUCAGGAGGGAAUAAGCAGGAAAUCCGUAAACCUCCAACCAGGAUUUCUGGAAGACCUGGGAAUUUUGCAACCCUCAUCUGUGACCAGCAACAGUACUGUACGGUAUGUGUCAUACUGAGGAUGAGUCACCAUGGUGUUAUUCUUUAAGGCCGGCUGGGUCAUUACAGUAUAAUCUGUGUUGUUGUAAUCUGUCUGAGCCAAUCAUAAUGCUUAAUCAUCAUGUCACACAUUACUGUAAGGUCUCCACAGGGCGUCGGAUUAGAAAAAGACAAAGGUAUUUGUGGGGUUAAGGGUUACGUUUAGAGUUAGAGAGUUAACGUUCGAGUCAGAGUUAGGGCAAGAAUACUUCCCUCCUUUCUAGAAAGGUCCGAUAGUGACAACUAAAGUGGUCUGGGCACGUCAUCAUCAGCCAAUUUACGACUAAAGGCUGAAACAUUCUAACAUAUUUUUUGUGGUGUAUUUAUGUGUUAUUUUAGAAUUAGUGGGUUUUAACCACCAUCACCAGCACAGUCAAACCCCCAUCCCUGAGUCGCCAGGUUCUCAGACGGUAGAACUGAGGUCACACAAAACAAGUUUGUUUAUGUUUUCUUUGUCAUUGCCAGGCAACCAGGCAGACCCCUGCAAGUUCCAAGCAUGUAAUGAGUAUUCGAUGUGCACGGUGAACCGCUGGUCCGGGGAGGCGGAGUGUGUGUGUGACGCGGGUUACUUCAGCGUGGACGGACUGCCGUGCCAGAGUAUCUGUGGCCUGCAGGAGGACUUCUGUCUCAACGAUGGGAAGUGUGAUGUCAUCCCUGGCAAGGGAGCCAUCUGCAGGUGGGUGGGAGUUUAGUUUAGGACACUGACAUGAUGAAUUCACUAUAGGGUUGUGUGUGUGUUUGUGUGUGUGUGUGUGUGUUUGAGAUGCAUAUGGUUCUAAUGCUGUUCUGUGUGGUUCUAGAUGUCGUGUAGGAGAGAAUUGGUGGUACCGCGGGGAACACUGUGAGGAGUUUGUGUCAGAACCUCUGGUGGUGGGCAUCGCCAUAGCGUCAGUGGCUGGCUUCCUAUUGGUGGCCUCUGGGGCAAUCUUCUUCCUGGCCAGGACUCUGAAGGACAGUUAUGACAAGGAGGAUUCAGAGGACCCUCUACGGUAAGCAGCACACUCAUAAACCCAGAGGGAGUAUGAGUAAAUCAAAUUAUUUACCUGCCCUCUUGUAUUUACAGAGAAAUUACAAUGUGCAAUGGACUUUAAGAUAUCACUGCAAUGUUGCUUGUAGAGUGAUGUUAUAUGAUAAUAUCUUGCCUUAGCUUGCCUAAUAACUAGGUAGUAGUACUUAAUUGGGUCAAGAAACAUAGAAAUACUAUACUGGUGUGUAGACAGACAAAAAUUGUAGAUGCUUGUCCUGAAAUGUUUUGGUUAAGUGAAGCUUUGUGCAUUGUUAACGGGGUGCUUGACCCAGAAUCUGUCUGAGAGAAAGAACUAUGUGAGCGUGAUUAGCGUCUCAGACUUCCUUGGCAGCCAUGUUGUUUUUGAUUAACCAAUCAGGACAUAUUUAUUGAGAAGUAUCAAAACAGUGCUGAUUGUGUUUAGAAGCCCCGAGUUGCAGGAUCAACAGUAUGUGUGUGUGUGCGUGCGUGCGUGCGUGUGUGUGCAUGUGUGCAUAUGUGCAUGCAUCCGUGUGUGUGUGUGUGCGUGCGUGAAUGUGUGUGUGAUUGUUUUAUGAAUCAGUGUGUGCCUCGGCAGCUGCCCUGAGUUUAGCCUGCCUGCUUCUAGUGACACAAGGCCUGGUUUCGACAGAUAGACCUUGGGCCGAUGCCCAUGUUAGCACCAUGGGGCCUUCUAGCAGGCCCGCCCUGCAGUCUCCCACUGUUACCAAUAAACAGUCCACAGACUCUUAGAUUGGACUCCUGACCAGUUCAGUGUGUUUCUCAUAUGACUGUUUAGUUCAUAGAACAUGGCAUACUGUAUAAUGUAAAGACUGUAUCUGAUGAAGCUGCAGUGCACAACACUUCCUGUUCAAAGGUUGGAACAUAUGUUACCAAAACGUUUCCAAAAGGGAAAUUACAUUCCUGUUUGUGCCGAUUGUGUUUUAUUUAGUACAGUGCAGAUUGUCAGAUGUUGCUUAUUACAGAUAUGGAGCAGCAGCUGAAAUGAGCUACAGGCAGCGGGGAACUCACAAUGAAACUUCAUCUUUGGUAGGAAUGUGUGUGAGAGAGAGGGCCUUAAAUUGAAUUGAGAGAGGGAUAGAGAGAGAGGGAUAGAGAGAGAGAGAGAGAGAGAGAGAGAGAGAGAGAGAGAGAGAGAGAGAGAGAGAGAGAGAGAGAGAGAGAGAGAGAGAGAGAGAGAGAGAGAGAGAGAGAGAGAGAGAGAGAGAGAGAGAGAGAGAGAGAGAGAGAGAGAGAGAGGAGAGCGAUACAUGUCAUUAUAAGUAAAGCUCAGGACAGUGCAACAGAAUAACAGAAUGUGUCUGUGUGUUGCAUGCCAACGUAGGUUGAUAUCAGGUUGGUAUCCUGUUUAGAGUGGACAGGACACAAUGUCACUUCCCACCCACUGGCAUAGGUCAUCACUUAUCGUGCCAACCCCACACGACCGUGGGUGUGUUUGUACGUGUCACUCACUUGGCCGCACCGCACGUAUAGGCUGAAAUGUUGUUGUUAUUGUUCAUCAUUAUUACCGGUAAGUAGAUAGAACGCAUCUUUCUCAGUGGUGUGACAUCAGGCCCAUUUCUAUCGCACCAGAGAAAAUGUUCCUGCUUCCAUCGUUUUCAACAAACAACUUAAUAAUUCUGCUCCUCCCUGUUUUACAGGGAUCGGGACAGUGUGCCAUCCUUAGAGAGAGCCACCAAGUUCAACCCCAUGUAUGAGAGUGAUGUGGCCACCGCAGAGUACUACAGACGGUACGAAGACGACGUCCCGCACCACAGUACGGGCAGCGCAGACACCUCUGUGGACGUCUGCAGUGACGAGAUACUCCACAUCUACGACAACUCCGAGCUCACCAGAGAGGUACGUAGAGGCUGUCUGAGUGGUUGA